AUGAACCCGCUAUUCGUCGAGAUUCAUGGUACCAUCCCCACUAUCGAAGGAGAUCUUCGAGUAAUCAUAGAAAAACAUGCCAGGCUGGAGGAGAUUCAGCGUGAAAAUCCCAGAGCCCAGACUCAAAGACCUCAUCGAACCAACUCGGUGGAGCAAGCCAGCGGAUCCAAAAGGGACGGUUCUGGCGAACGACCUAGCGAGGAUAGAAAAGAAAAAAGAGAUGAUCGUCGACGUGAGGAUCGGAAAUUCGAAGACCAGGUCUACACGAAGCUAAACGCUAGCUACUCUCGCAUCCUAAGGGAGAUCAAAGGACGGGAAAAUCUUGAGUGGCCAUGGUCCAAAGGGAAACAACCCCCAAGGUCCGAGAAAUCUAAGGAAUACUGCGAAUACCAUUGCUUCAAUGGCCACCAGACCGAGAAAUGCAAAAACCUCAAGAUAAUGAUCAAAAAGCUGAUCGACGCAGGAGAUCUCAAGCAGUACAUACAGAAAGUGGAUACCGAAAAUAGGACCAAACGAAGCAAGAAGGUUCAAUUUCCUGAAGGAAACCGAACCCUUAACACCAUCUCAUGCUCCGAAGCCGCAGGGCCUUCGCUAACAACGCAAAUAGGGAAAAGGUUAAGGAAGCAAUUUGAAGACUACUGUGAACUGUACAAAAUCGAUGGAGUGGAGGUAGACGAACACGAACAUUGGAUGUACGCACCUAUGACUUUCGACGCUGAAUACAUCGAAGAGGAUAUGGAAGAUCACAAUGAUCCUUUGGUCCUCACGUUACCAGUAGCAGGAUGCAAUAUCAAGAAGAUCCUCAUCGACGGAGGGAGCUUAGUUAAUGUUCUGUUUAAUGACACAUUCAUACGAAUGGAGAUUAACGACGAACAACUAAUGUCUUCGUACUACACCAUCUACGGGUUUAACGGGGCACCUACGAAGCCAUUAGGAUACAUCGUCUUGCAAGUAAACGCAGGACCCAUGAAAGUGGAUACAUGA
Molecule: messenger RNA, 984 nt
Organism: Papaver somniferum (opium poppy)
Lineage: Eukaryota; Viridiplantae; Streptophyta; Magnoliopsida; Ranunculales; Papaveraceae
Exons: 1
Coding region: 1-984 (327 amino acids)
Source: RefSeq, a predicted model, not a curated record